Messenger RNA from Rhea pennata, 1567 nucleotides. Its product is annotated as cell surface glycoprotein CD200 receptor 1-B-like. Gene Ontology annotation, molecular function: signaling receptor activity. The coding region runs from base 142 to 1038 and encodes 298 amino acids. Gene Ontology annotation, cellular component: external side of plasma membrane. Lineage: Eukaryota; Metazoa; Chordata; Aves; Rheiformes; Rheidae. The record is from RefSeq and is a predicted model, not a curated record. The transcript has 8 exons. Gene Ontology annotation, biological process: regulation of neuroinflammatory response.
GGACUCUUCUCCAGGCUGACAGCUGGCACAUCUUGAGAAGCGUACUUCUACUUAAAAAUGAAUUUGAACAGCACCUGACCAAAAUAGCCUGGAAGGAAAGUCCUGUUGCAACAUAUAUGACAUUUCUGAACCAACCAUUGCAUGAAGUACCUCCUGCUAAAGAUGGCUCAGACCCGGGCAGUUUUGGCUGCACUUCUUUGCUUGUUAAUCAACCUAGUUCAAAGGCCAGCUUAUAACAUGGUGAAUGUGGAGGCUGGUCAUGAGGCUAUAUUGAGUUGCUCUUAUCUCUCCAAAGUACCUUUGCUAAUGGUAAUAUGGAGGAUGAAAUCCAGUACUUACUGCUUUUUGGCCUAUAGAAGUGAUAAAAAUGAGACAAGAAAGGUAAACUGCAGUGAGAGGAUGACAUGGAAAUAUUCACCCAACAGUGAUCCUGCUCUUCGUAUUUACCCUGUGAACCUUGGUGAUGAGGGAAAUUACACCUGUGAAAUUGUCAGCAGUAAUGGGAAUUUUCUUUCUUUUUCUUCUCUGACUGUGAUAGUUCCUCCUACAGUGACUUUGACCUCUGACAGAAGUGGGGUAGUUGUUUGUCAAGCCUCCUCAGGAAAGCCAGCUGCAGAAAUCUCCUGGAUGCCUGCAAAUAACCACAGCACGGAGGAAGUUCAUCAUCCCAAUGGAACAGUAACCAGAGUGAGCUAUAUAGGAUGGGACAGCAGCAUGCAUCCCACUGUGACCUGUCUCGUUACCCAUCCAGCUACAAACAAGACUCUGUCCCUAGAUCUAUCAUAUGUUUCCCUCAAACUUCACUAUCUCCUGAUAGGAGGAUCUGCAAGUGUUGCUGCUGUCAUUUGUUUUGGUGUGAUUUUAUGCUUGGUUUUCAGGUGCAAGGCUUCACGUAAGUCGGCACGUGGACCAGCAGCACCGAUCACAACUAAGAACUUCAGGUCAACCCCACAGCAUAAGGAACCACCUGCAGUCAACCUUUCUGCUUUAUCAGAGAGUAUCUAUAUGAAUUACAAUCCAAGGAUUAUGAGAGUAUGAACUCUUAACAGUGGAGGCACAAGCAGUCUAAUACCAGCUCAGCUACUAAUGAGAGUCAAUUACCUGAAUUUGUACUUAGCAACAAAUGUUGGACCUUGUUGCACAGCAGGCCAGUAGAACACCCUGCUCUCCAAAAACCUUUGCCUUUCCUGACUUGAAGACAGCUGGGGAAAGUAACCUGUUUUAGUAACUUAUUUCUCUUUUUCUCUAAAUAUCAAUACAGCUUUUGAAACUUUUGAAAAUUUUAAAGUCUAAGUUGGAGAAAUGCACAUCUGAAUAUUGUAGAAAAAAUCUUCCCUCAAAUCAAUAAUUAGCAUACUUUUGUGCCAAAAUAACAGACCGAUGGUAAAAAUGUAGCACUUUUUCUCAUUUUAGUGACUAGAUUCCCUUUGCAAUUUUGUGGUGAAGCUCAGGAAGUGACACAGGGGUCCCCAAAGCAGAGAAGGCCAAGGAGCAUCAUCCAACAGAACUGUAGAAAUAAAAGAGGUUUUCUAUUUGGAUAGUUUCAUGCAGCAGAAGACAUUCUGGU